This is a messenger RNA of Amphibalanus amphitrite, 2457 nucleotides long. RefSeq names its product sequestosome-1-like. Gene Ontology annotation, biological process: endosome organization; mitophagy; aggrephagy. Bases 274 to 2082 code for a protein of 602 amino acids. Gene Ontology annotation, cellular component: amphisome; aggresome. The transcript has 2 exons. Gene Ontology annotation, molecular function: protein kinase C binding; K63-linked polyubiquitin modification-dependent protein binding; zinc ion binding. NCBI's taxonomy places the organism in Eukaryota, Metazoa, Arthropoda, Thecostraca, Balanomorpha, Balanidae. The record is from RefSeq and is a predicted model, not a curated record.
ACACAGCGAUCGCUGUGGCCGGUCGGGACUGGCCACAGCGGACCGUCCACCGCACGCAGCCGUGACGUCAGAACCGCCUACCCAUCCCCUACCCCCACGCCUGCUGGACGCACCGCACACAGCGCACGCAGCAGUGUGCGGUGCCCGUGAACACCCCUCUCGUGAAUUGCGCAGUGGAUAAGUGAGUGACUGGCGGAUUUUCAGGUUCUCGCACGUUCUGGACCGGUCAGGCUCCAUCGAAGCUUACAUUGGGCUGACGAGUCACUGGCGACGAUGGCAGAGGAGAGGUUUCCAACCAUGGAUGGCAAGAACAUUUCAGUGAAAGCAUACCUCAUAGGAGAGGGUGACACCCAAGAAAUCCGAAGAUUUGGCCUGGAUGCGUCUGCAGCGACAAGCUUCUCCUACCUGCAGGGAAAGUUGCGUGUAGUGUUCCCCAGCCUGAUGCGCAAGUCAUUUGAUGUGUGCUGGGAAGAUGCUGAUGGUGACAACAUCACUAUUGGAUCUGAUGAAGAGCUGCUGGUGGCUUUGGUGAGCCUGCUGCAGGUGGGAGGCCAGCAGACGCUCCGUCUGCACGUGGUGCCCAGCCGCGGCGCCCCAGCACCGCCCGCCGACGGUCCCGUCCACUCUGGCGUCUCCUGUGACGGCUGCGAGCAGACCAUCCGCGGACACCGCUACAAGUGCAUGACGUGCGACGACUUUGACCUGUGCGCUGCCUGCGAGUCGCGCUGUCUUCACCCGGAGCACCUGAUGCUGCGCAUCCCGACGCCGGACCGCGUUUGGCAGCCCGUGUUCCGGCAGGCGCGCCGCAGCGGCCGCCGCGGCCACUGCCCGGCCGCCUGGGGAGGCUUCGGAAUGGCCGGCAUGCCCGGCGCCCCGCACUGCGGCCGCUUCGAGCGGCGCGCCGAGAAGGCCGAGCACCAGGCCGAGAAGAGAGCUGAAAAGGCCGAGUACAAGGCCGAGAAGAGAGCCGAAAAGGCGGAGCGAUGCGCUGAACGGGCCGAGCGUCGCGCCGAGCGCGCCGCCCAGCGCGGCACGGACGGCGGCGGAGCAUCGGCGCCCCGUCCGAGCAACUUCUUCGAGGCGAUCCACUCGGCGAUGUCCGCGCUGGGCGGGUUCGCUCCGGAGGGCGGCGCCGGCGGCCCGGGCGCCGAGGCCGGCCGCUGGACCGAGAAGAGCCUGGAGGAGCUGGGUCAGACGAUCGCUGCCUGCCUGGAUCCGUUCGGCAUCGACGUGGACGUCGGCGUGGAGACUCGUCAGAAGCGGGCUGAGGAGGCCGGCGGCCAGCAGCGUCAGGCCGCUGCUCAGGCUCCCGCCCAGGACAUCGCCGCGGCCGCCACCACCGCCGCUAAGGCCGCCACGGCCGCAGCUGCCAGGGCUGCCUCCGCCGCCGCCGCUGCUGCCACCGCCGCCACCGCCGCCACCGCGAACACGGUGUCCAAGGUAGCCGGCGCCGCGGCCGCCGCCACAGCUCCGGCUCCGGCGGCCGCCACGACUCCGGCUCCGGCCGCCGCCACGGCUCCGGCUCCGGCCGCUGCUCCGGCCCCGGCUCCGGCUGAGAAGAUGGAGGCCGAGCCUGCGGUGGCGGAUGGCGUGCCCAGCCAGACGGAGCCGGCCGCCGCCGCGCCGGCUGAGAAGGUGAUCCCGGUGACGGUGGAGGACGUGCCCAACGACCCGGCCGACGACUGGACCAUGGUGAGCGGCACCAGCACGCCCUCUGAGGCCAGCUCCGGCGCCUGCAGCCGCGUCUACCCCGACCUGGCCACCGAGGCCCCGGCCGUGGCCACACCGUCCCAGACACCGCCGACCGCCGCCACUCCGACCCCGACCCCGACUCCGACCGCCGCUACCCCGGCUCCGACCCCGACCGCUGCUGUCCCGGCCGAGAUGGCCGCUGCCUCGGCGCCGCCUGCCUCGGAGCCGUCUGUGCCGCUGGAGCCGCGCAUUCAGCGUGCACUGGACGCCAUGAGCGCCAUGGGCUUCACCAACGACGGCGGCUGGCUGACGCAGCUGCUGCAGGCCAAGGGCGGCGACAUCAGCGCCGUGCUGGACGUGCUGCAGCCGGUGCCGCGCCGCGGCCAGUAGGCGCCGUCGGCAGCCGGCCGCCGCGCCACAGCCAGACGCCGCUUCGGCGGUGGCGCUUGCUUCAUGUGGUGGACUAUCGCAGCAGCGGUGUGAUCGAUACGUUCUGAGGUAGAACGUGUGGCAUUCACCCAAAGAAAUUAUUGGUGUUCGUUUUUAGAUCUUGCUUGCAGAAAUAUGUUAUUCUCAAUGGAUUGUGAUCCUUUUGGUAGAUGUUUACAGGUUUAUCGUUACGACUCUUAGAUGUGUGACAUCCCACUGCACACGGAUUUAUCGAUGAUUAGUCUGGAAAGCGCGUCGGGUAGACGUCGCUACGUAUUGCCCUCACCAGAUACCGACAUGUACCGCUUUUGGUGUUAAUAAACCGACAAAAUCCAA